CUUUAUUUCUCUCUCCUUUCCUCUAAAAUUUUCUUCCCCAAAACCCUCUUCUUCCUCCGGAAUAAAGAAAAUACAAUGCCUGUCUUCCUUGUGAAAAAAUUGAUAGUUUUAAGAUUCAAAUUUCACUUAAAACACCGCCAGAUCAAACUGAAAGUAGGACUUGAUUCCCUUGUUCAAACAAACACAGAGAGAAGAGAUUACAUAUUAUGGUAAUUCAUUCGUGAAGAGAGUUGAAAAUAGGUCUAAAUAAUACUGUAUCUCAUGGAUUCUGCUUCUGAAGGGGGUGCACCUGAGUCAAAUACCGGUGAAGCUUCAUCAUCAGCUCCUCCUGCUGGUUCUAGUUCAGGUGGAGCUUCACCAAAUCGGUAUAAAUCUCAAAAGCGGAGAGACUGGAACACUUUCUUGCAGUAUCUUAAAAACCACAAGCCACCAUUAACGCUUGCUGACUGCAGCGGCGCACACGUUAUAGAGUUUUUGAAAUACCUUGACCGAUCUGGGAAAACGAGGGUUCAUGUUUCGGGGUGUCCUUAUUUCGGGCACCCAAAUCCUCCGGCUCCAUGUGCUUGCCCGAUAAAGAAAGCGUGGGGGAGUCUUGAUGCGUUGAUCGGAAAGCUGAGAGCAGCUUAUAAAGAGAACGGUCGACCGCAGGAGUCAAACCCUUUUGGAGACGACGGUGUGGGGAUUUACUUGGGGGAGGUUAAGGAAGGACAGGCAAAAGCUAGAGGAAUAUCUUCUGAGAAGAAGAAGCGAAAGAGGCCAGCUGUUGUAGUUACUGCCGCUGCAAAUAGCGGUGAAGCUUCAUCAUCAGCUCCUCCUGCUGGUUCUAGUUCAGGUGGAGCUUCAGUUCCAUCACAACAACCACCGGAAUCGUCUUCUCCAGCUCCAACAAGUCGGUAUAAAUCUCAAAAGUGGAGAGACUGGAACACGUUCUUGCAGUAUCUUAAAAACCACAAGCCACCAUUAACACUUGCUGACUGCAGCGGCGCACACGUUAUAGAGUUUUUGAAAUACCUUGACCGAUCUGGGAAAACGAGGGUUCAUGUUUCGGGGUGUCCUUAUUUUGGGCACCCAAAUCCUCCGGCUCCAUGUGCUUGCCCGAUAAAGCAAGCGUGGGGGAGUCUUGAUGCGUUGAUCGGAAAGCUGAAAGCAGCUUAUAAAGAGAACGAUGUACGACAGGAGUCAAACCCUUUUGGAGAUGAGGCUGUGGGGAUUUACUUGGGGGAGGUUAAGGAAGGACAGGCAAAAGCUAGAGGAAUAUCUUAUGGGAAGAAGAAGCGAAAGAGGCCAGCUGUUGCAAUUACUGCCGCUGCUGUCUCUUUAACAGGGAGUACUGGUGCUAAUGAUGGUCGUGGUAGUGGUGGUGGUGAUGGAGGUGGAGGUGAGGUUGCUCGGAGUGCCGCUGCUCCGACUACAACAGUAUAAUUUCACCUUUUUUAUUUUAUUUUAUUUAUUUUUAUUUUUCUUAUGAUUAUCUGUUGCUAUUGAGACGAUCAAUAUGAGCAAUCUAUUUCUGGCAAUCGAUUCUCUUAUAACUGGAUCGUGAACCCAAAAUAGAUAGAAUUACAGAGAGAAAAUCUCUCUUUCUCCACA
This is a messenger RNA of Mangifera indica (mango), 1590 nucleotides long. RefSeq names its product protein G1-like7. Gene Ontology annotation, cellular component: nucleus. The record is from RefSeq and is a predicted model, not a curated record. Lineage: Eukaryota; Viridiplantae; Streptophyta; Magnoliopsida; Sapindales; Anacardiaceae. Bases 262 to 1422 code for a protein of 386 amino acids. The transcript has a single exon. Gene Ontology annotation, biological process: response to light stimulus; mRNA transcription.